AAAAAACAAAAACAAAAAAAAACGGAGAAGGGGGGAGAAAAAAGAAAAAGGUCUACACAGGAAAAAAGGUGGUCCCACUCCGAGAACACCGUUUCCAAGCAGGCGGUCUCAAUUUCAUACUUUUCUGCUCGUAUUGCUUCGUCUCUGUAGUGAUAGAAACAAGUUAACAACCAUUAUUUUUGGACUCAACAUGUUUAUGUUAGCAAAUACUAUGGAGAUGCUAUCUUUCUAGCCGGAUUAAAGUUUUAGAAACGCGGUAACGUUAAAUGGAGAGAAGAGCAGAAACUGGAGUGAAGAGGCUGGCGCUGGGAAUCUCGCCUUCUUACUCCCACCAUCGCCUGUAAGAAAAUCCCUCCUAAGAUUUACUCUUGCAGAUUUCACACUGACUGGAUUUAAGGCAAUUCUGGAGGGAUAACUGACCGUGGGCCUGGACGUGUCCCCUCGUGGUGUUUGCCGGUGUGGCACUACACCGUGAACUGAUUGGAUGCUGCCUGGGAGCUGAGGAUGUGCUGCUGGCACCAGGAAGGAAGGAUUUUGAUGUGAUGGGGUGCAGGACGAGCAAAGUCCUCCCAGAGCCACCCGCUGAUGUCCAACUUGACCUAGUUAAAAAGGUAGAGCCGCAUCAGACUGAUGUCUAUAAAAACUUCAUCAAAAGUGACGGUGGCGGGGAGAAAACAGGCUCGCCAUCACCUCAGGGUCAAAGCCAGGCUGCUGCGAAGGUGAGCCAGUCUCCUCCUCCAGCUAACAGCCAGCCUGAGCCUGCUGACCCACACCGGAAAAAAGUAGCCAAAUACAGGGCCAAAUUUGACCCUCGAGUGACUGCUAAGUAUGAUAUCAAAGCUUUGAUAGGCCGGGGCAGUUUCAGUCGGGUAAUACGAGUGGAACACAGAAGCACACGGCAGCCGUACGCCAUCAAGAUGAUCGAGACACGCUACCGUGAGGGCAGAGAAGUAUGUGAAUCUGAACUUUGCGUGCUGCGAAGGGUGCGCCACACCAACAUCAUUCAACUGAUGGAGGUGUUCGAGACGGCUGAGCGGGUCUACAUGGUGAUGGAGUUGGCCACCGGCGGAGAACUGUUCGACCGCAUCAUCGCCCGCGGGUCGUUCACAGAAAGGGACGCCACGCGAGUGCUACAGAUGGUUCUCGAUGGGGUGAAGUACCUCCAUACGUUGGGCAUCACGCACAGAGACCUAAAGCCUGAAAACUUGCUUUACUACCAUCCUGGUGCUGAUUCCAAGAUUAUGAUCACAGACUUUGGUUUGGCCAGCACGCGGAAGAAAGGCGACGAAUGCCUGAUGAAGACUACCUGUGGAACACCUGAGUACAUCGCUCCAGAGAUACUCGUCCGAAAGCCCUACACUAAUGCAGUAGACAUGUGGGCGCUGGGAGUCAUCUCCUACAUACUGCUCAGUGGAACCAUGCCUUUUGAGGAUGACAAUCGCAUGCGCCUGUACCGACAGAUCCUCAAAGGGAAAUACAGCUUCUCCGGGGAGCCAUGGCCAAGUGUUUCCAACCUUGCUAAGGACUUCAUUGACCGUGUCCUCACGGUGGAUCCCACUGAGCGUCUGACUGCGGGCCAGGCACUUAAACACCCUUGGAUUGUCAGCAUGGCUGCUUCCUCCUCCAUGAAGAACCUGCAGCGGUCCAUUUCCCAGAACCUCCUGAAGAGAGCGUCAUCACGCUGCCACAGCACCAAAUCAGCACAGUCCACUCGCUCCAGCCGCUCCACGAAAUCCAGCAAGGCGCGACGUGUUCGCGAGAAGGAGCUGCGGGAACUUAACCGCCGUUACCAGCAACAGUGUAACGGUUGAAAGCGACAACCAUGACUAUGUGACAAACAAGACCUUAUGAAAAACAUCAGAAAGAGCAGAACAACAUUGUGCCUCAAUUUAGAUGUCAACUUCCUGCUCCAUCACCACAGAGCCAAUUAGCAGAAAACCUCCUUCUACACUUCAUUCAUUUUCUAUUUUUCUGCUGUUUCUCUCUCGUUCAUUUCCUUAUAUGUGAGUGUUUUAUUUAUUUAUUGUUGAUGUAUUUUCAUGUGUAUGUUGUCUUUGGAAUUUAUCCCAUUCAGCCUUUUACCUGAUUGUAUCUGUUGAACAGAAUUUUACAAAAGUUGCAGGAAGGACUAAGAAUGCACCUUCCUGAUUUUUGCUGUGAAUUAUUUGUUAUGGUACCCACCCGGAAGAUUGCUCUUCUGAUGGGGGAAAUGUGCUGUUUAUUCAUUAUUAGCAACAAAUCACAUGACCUUGUGAUAGUUUAUUGUGCCUUAAUAUCACUUUGAACAUGAUGGAAAGGUAAGAAUCAAAUAGUUGGUAAUUGCUUUUUGAAGUAACCACGUAUAUAUCACAUUUGUAAUGAUACACACAUUGUAAUCUUGUAAUAUUGCGGCUGGUUAGUUAUGAGCCUCAAAAGGGUAGUUCACACAAAUAUGAAAAUUCUGUCUUCGUUUACUCAUGAAAGGAGCAGAUAAGAUAUUUUUUCAUUUUUUUUUUGUCUUUUUUUGUCCGUACAAUGAGUCCAAGUCAGUAGGGUCCAAAACAACAGUAGACUUUAAUUGUAUGGCCAACAAAAAAAAAAGAUUUUCAUAACUUUCUUUCAUAUUAUGUAGAAAUGAAGAAGUCAUACAGGUUUAGAAAUUAAUUGCAACUCUUUAUCUCAUAAUUCUAAAUUAUCUACCAAUUUGGCCUUGCUUUAUAAACUCUUAAUUGUGAGAUAUACAUACAGAACUGCAAGAUAUAAGAAAAAAUCUGAAUUGUGAGAUAAAAAGUUGCAAAUUCAGACUUUUUUGAGUUCAUAUCUUUAUAUUAAAAUGUCAUUUUGUGCCAGAAACAGGCUUUCGUAUGAGGGUGAUAAAACAAUGACAGAAUUCAAAUUUUUGAGUGAACAAUACCUUCAAGUUGGUCCAAAAAUAUCAAAGACCUCUACAUUGCCCAAUAUCUGUUUAUCCUGAAUGGAAAACAACUGUCCCUUCUUCAAGAGAUUUGGUCAGUGAACAAACCUACCGUGAUUCUUGACUUCUUCUCUUGGAUCUGUCUGUACAUGUGUUGUAGUAAUUAAUCAUACUAACUGAUAUUGAUUGCUCUCUCAGCAUGGGCGGCCAGUAUCGGGAAGCCCUGAAUCAGAAUUGGUUACUUUCUCUGUCACCAGCUGUUGUGCCUUGAGCAAGGCACUGAACCACCAUGAAGGCCUUUUGGCAGCCUUUUCACUCUCACCCCCCUCUGACAGAAACUAGUAGAGAUGUGCCAAAGAAAUUUCUGUGUGCCUGUAUUAACAAGGAACAUUUGGUGAGAUCUGAAAUAUGAUUCCCCAUGAAAAUAAUUACUGUUAAAACUGUGAUGAUAUGAGGAUUUCUCAAAAUAUUAUUUUAAAUCUGUUCUUUGUUUUUUUAUAUAUAAAAUCUUAUAUCAAAUAAUUAAGGAGAAAAUGCAUUUGUGUAUUUGAGUUGUGUCCCGUUUCACAGAAAGUGCCUUGAAUUUGUUUUACAAGUAAUAUUACGAAAAAAUUGCGACGUCACAGUAUUUGAGUACAGAAAUAUUCUUGGUUUCUUACACAUUCUCUUACUUUUAAGCUUGUGUAACUUAGAAAUGGAACUUUUUGGUUACAUUUAUUGGUUAAAUUCAACCAUUUUUGAGGAUUCAUAUGUGAGUGUUAAGGCUGUCAUACAUGUUCAUUUUAAUUUAGUACUAAAUUAAGUACAUGUCCACUAAAAUAUUUGAUUAAAAAUCAAAAAAGACUUUAGGAAGACCACUGUUUGUAUAUGCCUUUAUACCCCAAAUAUUUUUCUCUCUCAAGACAAGAAAAAAGCUAUUUUAUAUGUGCUUGUUAAACUUGAUCUGAUCUUCUAGCACUUCAAAUUGAGACUAGUAAAGAAAAUGCUCUUAAAAGUGCAAAAAUAUUUUUGAUUAAGUGUAUCACCAACAUUCAUGUAAGGAAUGUGUGUUUGUAGCUGCAGUUGAAAUAAAACUGCAACUGUUGUCCAUUUGUUGAAUUCAAUCCAACACUGUCUGUUGAAAUUAAGUGUUUCGUUCCUUCUUGUCAAUUUUAAUA
This is a messenger RNA of Cyprinus carpio (common carp), 4050 nucleotides long. RefSeq names its product protein serine kinase H1 (gene pskh1). Gene Ontology annotation, molecular function: ATP binding; protein kinase activity. Gene Ontology annotation, biological process: protein phosphorylation. NCBI's taxonomy places the organism in Eukaryota, Metazoa, Chordata, Actinopteri, Cypriniformes, Cyprinidae. The record is from RefSeq and is a predicted model, not a curated record.